AUGACCCCAGGAUUCUCUGCCACUGCAGCAAAGCUUGCUGAGCGCUUGGCUCACCCAAACAACGAACUCAACUACCAAGAAACCCUCUCGGCAUUAUUUAGAGAACCCAUCGAUGAAAAUGCUGCCUCCAUAAUGCCUGAUAAUCUAGAUACCGUGGGCCUUCCAAGCUUGCCUCCAGGCGAAGAGCUAUUUACGGAGAUUCGGGAAUACUUCUCCUGGCUCAACUCUCUGGUACCCCUCUAUCAUGAGUUCUCGUUCUACCAAUCUCUUUAUAUGGCAUAUGAAAAAUGCGUUGGGUUCAGUACGGAGCUACUAGCAAGUAUCUAUGUUAUGAUUGCGAUGGUUCAUAGCCGAAAAGCAGGCACAAGUCUCGAACCCCAGGUCGAAAAUCAAAGGGCGUGGGCCUAUUUCAGCGCAGCGUCGUCGAUGUUCCCACAUCUAGUUAUGAUGAAUGACAAUAUGUCGUCCAUUCAAGCAAUCUUGGGAAUGGGCGAUGGGAAGGCCGCACAUCCGCUCACUACCGCGGCAUUAAGAUCCUCAUACCAAAUUGGCCUUCAUAAGCAAGACAGUGUCGUGGGCCUGGACCCAGGCUUGCUCAGACAAAGAACCCGAGUAUUCCAGAUCGCGUAUAUUCUAGAUUUGAGAAGUUGUAUUCAUAACGGAUUUCAGUCGUUACACGUUGACGAAGAAAUCGAUCGAUCCGCCAUUGAUGGUAUGGUGAUAUGCAAUCAGUUCGCCGAAAGAGACAACGGGGAUGCUACUUUCUUCCAAGCCGUCGUAUUUCUGACUCUCAUCACUUGCCGUGUAUUGCGCCAAUUCUAUUCUGAAAGGAUGAGCUCUCCGAGUAGGAUAGAGCAUAUGCUACAUACCUUUUAUCACCAGCUUGAAGGAUGGAGACAAACGGUACCCUUCCAAAUCAAAUCACCUUUCGACACCGGAACGCCGAGGCAGCAUUCGGAUUUCGCGGACACUUGGUUGCAGCUAUCUUACUAUCAUGCACUCAUGGUAGUCAACAGACUUCCCUUUCGCCGUCAAAUGGAGCAGGUCCCUUUCGCAACCGAUAUCCCAUUCCACUCACAAUAUCCGGGCGAUGUGGCAGAACCCCAGCUUCCUAUGAUUUACAAUGCUUCCAGCCUGUCUCGUGACGCUGCAAGCGCUUGUCUGAGCAUGAUUUCCAAUACCACAUGCUUCGACACCCAACUGAUAUGGGUAUUGAUUUACUACGUCUUUGAAGCCGCUUCAGUCAUUUUCACCGCCAUCUUAGAAGACAAACAGGAUCCAUCUUGUAUCGAGAACCUGAGCUUGCUUCGUUCGGCCGCAAGCUUCUUCUCCGCCCUGGUAUCACGGACUAGCUGCACACAAGGCGAGGUUUACUCGAUGUGCAAAGUCUGCAAUGGGUUUGUAGAGAUUGUAGAAAAUACAAUUAGGACCCUCCAGCCUUUCGAUUCACAAACACCUGGGAAUGACUCUGCUGCAUUCUUCGAAUGGCGAGACGAGCAGACAGUCACCCCUCAGGACUCUGCGGAACCUAUAUGGCCUUCUCGCAGUCCAAUGGUUGACAUGGGCUCCGAUCAUAUUUCCCUGUCCUCUUUUGCUGCAUUUGAAAAUUUAUAA
Penicillium paradoxum is the source of this 1614-nucleotide messenger RNA. RefSeq names its product fungal specific transcription factor domain-containing protein. The transcript has 4 exons. Gene Ontology annotation, biological process: DNA-templated transcription. Gene Ontology annotation, molecular function: DNA binding; zinc ion binding. The record is from RefSeq and is a predicted model, not a curated record. Lineage: Eukaryota; Fungi; Ascomycota; Eurotiomycetes; Eurotiales; Aspergillaceae. The coding region runs from base 1 to 1614 and encodes 537 amino acids.